Molecule: messenger RNA, 408 nt
Organism: Aspergillus thermomutatus
Lineage: Eukaryota; Fungi; Ascomycota; Eurotiomycetes; Eurotiales; Aspergillaceae
Product: arsenate reductase ArsC
Exons: 1
Coding region: 1-408 (135 amino acids)
Source: RefSeq, a predicted model, not a curated record
AUGACCGGCAAGCCUAGUGUCUUGUUCGUUUGCAUCCAUAACGCUGGCCGCUCUCAAAUGGCCGCUGGAUUCCUUACCCACCUCGCAGGCGAUGCUAUCGAGGUUCGCUCCGCCGGCUCCGCCCCUGCCAACUCCAUCAACCCCAUCGUUGUUGAAGCCAUGCGCGAAGAAGGCAUUGACAUCACCGACCAAAAACCAAAAAUCCUGACCACCGAUGCUGUCCGGGCCAGCGACGUGGUCAUCACCAUGGGCUGCGGCGAUGCUUGCCCCUUCUACCCAGGAAAGCGCUACCUCAAGUGGGAACUCGAUGAUCCCGCCGGGCAAAACCUUGAAUCUAUACGCCCUAUCCGUGACGAUAUCCGUCAUCGGAUCGAAAACCUUAUCGAUGAAAUGUUACGGUCCCCCUGA